Molecule: messenger RNA, 1921 nt
Organism: Paramacrobiotus metropolitanus
Lineage: Eukaryota; Metazoa; Tardigrada; Eutardigrada; Parachela; Macrobiotidae
Product: vacuolar fusion protein CCZ1 homolog
Exons: 12
Coding region: 237-1712 (491 amino acids)
Biological process (GO): vesicle-mediated transport
Cellular component (GO): Mon1-Ccz1 complex; intracellular membrane-bounded organelle
Source: RefSeq, a predicted model, not a curated record
UUGUAGCAUCACCGCGUAUAUAAUAUUCUAUAUUUGAUAGCAGAAGUACUCUGUACAGUAAUUUUAUCUGUUUAAGACUUUUAGUGUUUCGUUUUAUAUUGAAUUUUUGUUUUAAAAUUGAUCUGUUUUGCUUCUGUUGAUGUAAAGAAAGGUUUGCACAUUAGACAGAGUGAAGAGUCUGUUUGUUUUUACGUUUUCUGAAGUUGCGCACGUACUUGUGUGCGUUCCAUUCAGACAUGUCAAGCAAGGAGAAGAUCAGCGUCGUAGCACAUCAUGGGAAACCCAUUCUUCUGGAAUUGUCAUCCUUGUGCGUUUACAACUCGAAUCUGGGACCUAAAGAAGGCGAGGAGGAGAAAAAGAUACUGUUUUUCCAUCCAUCUGGAGUGCUGAUGGACCAACAAAUUCGUCAUGUUGGCCUCAUGGAAGCUGUCGCCAAAUUUGUCAGGUCUUUUAGCGAUAACGACUGUCGAUCGAUGCGAACCGCCAGAAAUCUGCAUAUUCUACUGCAGCCGGAGCCUGAUUUCUGGUUUGCCAUGACAUUACGAGGUGUACAAAAUCCCGAUGCUGGAAAGCAUGAUAAUGACGACAUUGAACGCACUCGGGAUGAGCAGCCGCAGGAGGAUACAUACUACAAAAUUCUCACUCGACUUUAUAAAAUGUACAACUUACUGCAUGGACAGUUAUCAUCCGACAUGUCCGAGCAGGGUAUUAAAAACCUGAAGCCUCGGUUGGCACGAUUCUUCGGAAAUUAUUUUUCCAAAUUUACUUUCGGACAGUAUGAUAUGCUGCAUCGUUUCGAGGCCAUGUCGUAUCUUCCGAUGGACCGCAACGUGUUUCUCAAUGUGCAGAAUAUGAUUAAUACACUGUGCAUCCAGUUCACUAUUUUGUUUAGCUUUCUGAUUUCAAACUUUUUCAACAGCAAUGUGAAACAUGCCUUAUUGUUAUACUGGGAUCUGGUUGUGUGGAACGAUUUGGACUUACAGCUAGCUCAGACUGUUGCGCAGUAUGUCAGCGGAUUCGUUUUUCCGGAUCAGGUAGACCGAGAGCGCCAUGCUAUCCAUUCCAGUUCCGUUUCCGCGCAGUUACCACAGUCAGCUGCUCAUCUUGGAAGGUUUUGCUCGGUGGGAAUGUUACAUUCCGGCGACAGUGACACUCAUGUUGCUUCUGCGUUUUUGACUGAUGCUGACACUGACGAACUUGUUCGCUACGAUUUGGCCAUAUAUAACGCAUCGGGAACGACGUUGUGCCUUUUUUUGCAAGAUGUUGUGGGAUCAAAUGCCGAAUUGCUCCGUCGACUCGACUCUUUUUUGGGACCUGCUUUGACCACACUGUCGAGCAGUUUAGCGGAGCAGUUCGCCAAGUUAAAGAAUCCGGUAUGGGCUCAUGAAUCACCGUAUGUCCACUACGUCUACCUCAAUGACAGCAAUUUGUCGAAAAAACAAACCUUGGUUGAUCGAACCCAAACACUACAAGUGGAACUACUGAAAGCUUUGGCUACGAUUGACGAAGAUAUUCGCAACCGACCGGAUGAAGUGGAAAUAUUUGCCAAAGUUCUCCAUGAUUGUUGGAUUUAUGGGAAGCGGAAAUUUGAUAGAAGUUUAUACGCGGUUAUAACGCAGCGUAAUGCGGAUCUUGUCUUGGCGGAAGAGGAAAUCCGGAGACUGUAUGCCAAAGAAUUCUCCUGUGAUGCAGCAUGUGAUACAGGUUUAUAAAAAGAUUUUUUUAUUGUUAGCUACAUAAAGAAUCAAUAGAACAAACUGUCUCGUUUUCCUUCUACCUUUCAUGUGAUUUUACUGUUUGAUCUGUGUUAAAUCACGUUCUUGAUUGGUCAUCGGUUACCCAUGUAUGGUUUCACGUACAGGUUGUAACGGAGUAGAAGCGGUUUAUUAAAACAUAAAAACUGACUCGAAGCAAAAGAGGA